AUGUCUUCGAAGACCGCUUCUGAUAUGCAAUAUCAUGCCAAAAGACUUUCCAAAGAUGGAGUUUUGAGGCAUCCAUGUGAUGCAGAGACAUGGAAGACCUUUGAUAUGAAGCACCCAACAUUUGCAACUGAUCCUCGCAAUGUAAGACUUGCAUUAGCAACUGAUGGGAUGAAUCCGUUUGGGAAUAUGUUGCAUCCACAUAGUACAUGGCCAGUGGUUCUCAUCAAUUAUAACUUACCACCACGGUUGUGUAUGAAAGAGGAAAAUUUUAUUUUGGCUAUGAUAAUUCAUGGACCUAAAUCCCCAGGAAACGACAUCGAUGUGUAUUUGCAACCACUCAUAGAGGAAUCGAAGGAAUUGUGGGAUGAAGGUGUUGAAACUUACGACAUUUCAAAGAAAGAGAAUUUUAAAUGUCGUGCAGCAUUACUUGGCAUCAUCAGUGAUUUUCCUGCACUAGAUAUGCUUUUCGGGUGGAGCACCAAAGGGGAAUUUGCUUGUCCGUGCUGUGGGCCUGACCGAUGUUCAGAACGACUGAGCAAUGGGGACAAGUAUUGUUAUCGCCGAUACUUGCCUGCUGGUCAUCAUUGGUGCCACCAGAAGUCAGCCUUUAAUGGAGAGAAAGAACUUCGAGAACCACCACAUCUGAUGAAUGGGGAUGAAAUCGAUCAACAACUGACUCAUUUUCGACAAGUUCAGUUUGGUAAGAACGCCAAACAGACUGGUCUGACAGAAACAACACCGGCUACUUUUGAACACAACUGGAAAAAAAAGAGCAUAUUUCAUGAGUUUCCGUACUUAAGCUCAAUUAUAUGUUUUCAUAAUGUCGAUGUGAUGCACGUUGAGAAGAAUAUUUGUGAAACUGUAUUGGGCACAGUGAUGAAUGUAGAAGGGAAAACGAAAGACAAUCUUAAGGCCCGGUCGGAUCUGAUGGACUGGGGAUUACGACCUGAGUUACAUUUGAGACAAGAGGGAGACAAAGUAGUGGUGCCAACAGCUUCUUUUGCCAUGUCGCCAAAAGAAAAGGAAUCUUUUUGUAGAACUUUGAAGGAUAUUAAGGUUCCCGAUGGAUACUCAUCAAACAUUUCUCGGUGUGUGAACGUUAAGGAUCGAAAGAUUAUGGGUCUGAAAAGUCAUGACUAUCAUGUACUAAUGGAGUAUUUAUUGCCGAUUGCGUUACAUGGACACUUGUAUGGGUAUAUAUUGGAAGCAUUGAGUGGGUUAUGUAUGUUUUUCAAAGUGUUGUGCACACGGGUUCUCAAGAUAGAGGAUCUGGAUAAACUACAAGAUAGAAUUGCAAUUACUUUGUGCAAGUUGGAAAGAAUAUUUCCCCCAUCUUUUUUUGUUGUGAUGAUGCAUUUGCCCAUUCAUCUACCACAACAAGCAAAGGAUGCAGGUCCAGUUCAGUAUAGGUGGAUGUAUCCGAUCGAGAGGUAUAUGCGUAAGUUGAAGUCUUUUGUGCGGAAUAAAGCUUGCCUCGAAGGAUCGAUGGCUGAAGCAUACCUCAUAGAUGAAUGUAUCACUUUUUGUACGCGUUACUUGAAUAGUGUUGUUACAAAAUUUAAUAAACUUGAAAGGAACGAUGAUGAUGAGGCGCCACAACCUGAUGAUCGAUUUAUAGUUUUCAAACAAUUCGGUAGUCCCCUUGGAGCUGAAACUUGGGGACAACUUACGGACACUGUUGUGGUUAACUAUGUUAAGCACUGCACCUGCAGGGAGCACAAAGGAGAGCUGCGAAGCCGUGGCCUAAGAGAUGCCGAGAUAUACCAAUUGCAUAAAGAUGGUCAGGUGAGUGAUAAACUAUAUUCUUUGAGUCAAGGUCCUGCUAAAGAAUGUUUGAGUUACAAUGGCUACAUUAUCAACGGGUUUAGAUUUCAUACAAGAGAGUGGGAGAGUCGACGAAAGUCACAGAAUAGUGGACUAUGUGUCCAUCGGGAAGACGAAGGUGUAGCUGAAGAUGAAAAUGAUUUUUAUGGAGUUGUGAAUAAUAUUAUCGAGGCCCGGUAUGUGGGUCAACUCCGAGUUCUUCUUUUCAAAUGCGAUUGGCGGACGAUUGCAGGAACAGAUGAGUUUGGAUUUACUAGUGUCCAUAUGAGUAGAAGAUAUUAUGUGAAUGAACCGUUUAUAUUAGCAUCUCAAGCCCAACAGGUUUUCUAUAUCAAGGAUGUAUAUAAUCAACAAAAGGAAGUGGUUAUAAAAACACAACCUCGUCGGUCUUUCAAUAUUCCAGAAAUAGAUUCGGUUGGGGAGACUGAAAUAGAAACCUCGAGUGCUAGUGAGGCAUAUCAAGAAUGGCAUUCAAUUUAUUCGAUAAAAGAUCUUAGAGGAGAACCAUUCAAGUUAAUCAAUUAUGAAUAUGUAUGA
Papaver somniferum (opium poppy) is the source of this 2361-nucleotide messenger RNA. RefSeq lists its product as uncharacterized. The transcript has 4 exons. The record is from RefSeq and is a predicted model, not a curated record. NCBI's taxonomy places the organism in Eukaryota, Viridiplantae, Streptophyta, Magnoliopsida, Ranunculales, Papaveraceae. The coding region runs from base 1 to 2361 and encodes 786 amino acids.